Neltuma alba is the source of this 1107-nucleotide messenger RNA. Its product is annotated as cationic peroxidase 2-like. Gene Ontology annotation, molecular function: heme binding; peroxidase activity. Lineage: Eukaryota; Viridiplantae; Streptophyta; Magnoliopsida; Fabales; Fabaceae. The coding region runs from base 37 to 1008 and encodes 323 amino acids. The record is from RefSeq and is a predicted model, not a curated record. Gene Ontology annotation, biological process: hydrogen peroxide catabolic process; response to oxidative stress. The transcript is spliced from 3 exons.
AUCUCAUCUCAUAUAAUUGAGUUCCAGAUUAAAAUAAUGGAGGCUGGUUUCUUCAACGACUUAAGGUUUUUGUUAGUGUUUUACAUGGUUCUAGCUUUGCUUGUGACUGUGCAUGGCCAAGGGACACGUCUAGGGUUUUACUCAACCUCUUGCCCUAGAGCUGAGUCAAUUGUGAGAUCUACUGUUCAAGCUCAUGUCAAGUCUGAUCCUUCUCUAGCUGCUGGCUUACUGAGGAUGCACUUCCAUGAUUGCUUCGUCCGAGGCUGCGACGCAUCGGUCCUUGUGGCCGGUGCAGGGACAGAGAGAACGGCCGGGGCGAACGGCGGGUUGAGGGGGUUUGAGGUCAUUGAAGAAGCCAAGACGCAGCUGGAGGCUGCAUGCCCCGGUGUUGUGUCUUGUGCUGACAUACUUGCCCUUGCUGCUCGCGAUUCUGUUGUUGUGAGUGGAGGGGUAAGAUGGGAAGUUCCUACAGGUAGAAGAGAUGGUAGAGUAUCGAAGGCUUCAGAUGUGGAUAACUUGCCGGGCCCUUCAGAUUCUGUUGAUGUUCAGAAGAAGAAGUUCGCUGAUAAGGGCCUCAACGCUCAAGACCUUGUCACUCUUGUUGGAGGGCAUACCAUCGGAACUACAGCCUGCUUGUUCUUCAGCAACAGACUCUACAACUUUGGUGGAAAUGGGGGUCCUGACCCUUCCAUCAACCCUUCCUUCCUGCCUCAGCUCCGAGCACUUUGCCCUGAGAACGGUGACGGCAUGAACCGGGUGGCGCUCGAUUUCAGAAGCCAGAACCGGUUCGACACAUCUUACUUCAAUAAUCUGAGGAAAGGACGGGGAAUUUUGCAGUCUGAUCAAGAACUGUGGAGUGAUGCUUCCACAAAGCCCUUUGUUCAGAGGUACUCGGGAAAGACUGUAUUCAAUGUGGAGUUUGGCAAAGCCAUGGUGAAAAUGAGCAACAUUGAGGUCAAAACUGGUCGUGAUGGUGAAAUAAGAAAGAAAUGUUCUGCUUUCAACUAGACCAGCUUAAGUGUGGGUUCUCUCCAAACGAAAGAAUCUUAAUUAACUUAUUUGUGUCCAAAUAAAAUAAUGGCAAAGUAAAAUGCCAAUUUAGUAUUU